This is a messenger RNA of Folsomia candida, 1467 nucleotides long. Its product is annotated as 1-phosphatidylinositol phosphodiesterase. Bases 385 to 1344 code for a protein of 319 amino acids. NCBI's taxonomy places the organism in Eukaryota, Metazoa, Arthropoda, Collembola, Entomobryomorpha, Isotomidae. Gene Ontology annotation, molecular function: phosphoric diester hydrolase activity. The record is from RefSeq and is a predicted model, not a curated record. Gene Ontology annotation, biological process: lipid metabolic process. The transcript is spliced from 3 exons.
UUUCAAUUAGCAUCGUAAUAUUCUCGACACACAGUUGCGUCUUCUUAAUAGCUCAACCACUUCUUAACUUCUAAAAACACAUAUUUUUCUUAAAAUACGAAUCUUCGUUACAAAAUAGCAAAAAUUCGUUACAGUUAAUUUGCUUUAGCCAUGUAAGGAAACUCGGCCAGAUAACGUCUCAGAUUUUUGCAUCAAUAUUUUUGAGCGAGCAAUACAUACGUACAUAUUUUUAAAUUAUAUUUUAAGUGCCUUUUGUGUCUAGUCUACGUAUAAAAUCAAUUAUCUGAAAUUUACAUGAUUUCUAAUUUUUUCAAAUUACAAUUUUGAUAACCUCUGCCAGAUAACCUCUCAUAUUUAUUUGUCUUUACUUCUUAUAUAGUUCAAAUGCAAUUUUUCACCCAAUUUGUUAUUUACAAAAUAAACAAAAUGAAAACUACAUACUUUAUAAGUUUGGAAAUAAUAAUAACUUUACUCUCAUUGUAUUUCUUUGGCAAAACCGAAUCUCAAGCGUACAAUCAUGAAAGUUACUCUAACAUGGAUCGUUCCACUUGGAUGUCAAAACUACCAGAUUCUUCUCGUCUGAGUGAUAUCACAAUUCCGGGAAGUCAUGAUUCAAUGUCGCUACACGGCGGAUUUGCGGCUCAAACGCAAUCCUUGUUUUUACAGGAUCAGCUAAAAGUUGGGAUUAGAGCGAUCGAUAUCCGGUGUCGGUGGUACAGGGACAGUUUUCCGAUUCAUCAUGGUAUCAUCUUCCAGAAAACCUACUUCGACUCCGUUCUCCAAACCGUGGUCUCCUUCUUACACUCCAAUCCCAAUGAAACCAUCCUCCUCAAAAUAAAACAAGAAUAUGAUUCCUCUCAAAAUACGAAAAGUUUCUGGCAAAUUUACCAAAAUUAUGUGGCCCCCGUCAAUCAAUCCGUUUGGAUCCCCACCUCUGCAAAUCCAAAUUUAUCCGAAAUUCGGGGUAAAAUCGUAAUUCUCGACGAUUAUUCUACUUCCUCCACCCCACAAAAUUUUACUUCUUACGGAAUUUCCUACAAAUCCCGGGAACUUUUCGACUCUCAGAAUUUUUACCAGUUAAAAACUCCCCUGGAAAUGACGAAGAAAUGGAAACUUGUCAAAAACCAGGCCCUCAAGGCGAAUAAUUCAAGGGGAUCGUCCUACUUUGUGAACCAUCUCAGCGGAAAUGGUGACGCUACCGGAGUUUUUCCCUAUUUCGUGGCGAGCGGCCGGGCCACCUCGGGACCGAAUUCGGACCAAUUAUUUACCGGAGUUACGGAUCCCCUCGGGAAGAAGAUGUUCCCUCCCGAAUUUCCCCGAAGGCAUUGUCUCCUAGGAAUUUGAAUUGUGUACUCUGAUUUUCCUGGAGAUGGAUUAAUUGACACUUUGAUUAAUUUGAAUUUUAAAUGAAUAAAAGUUUUAAUUUCAAAAAUGUUUCGCCAGAAAGGAGAUUACCGUACAAGGAUA